Molecule: messenger RNA, 2749 nt
Organism: Terrapene triunguis (Three-toed box turtle)
Lineage: Eukaryota; Metazoa; Chordata; Testudines; Emydidae
Gene: GPD1L
Product: glycerol-3-phosphate dehydrogenase 1 like
Exons: 8
Coding region: 56-1117 (353 amino acids)
Biological process (GO): glycerol-3-phosphate catabolic process; carbohydrate metabolic process
Cellular component (GO): cytosol; glycerol-3-phosphate dehydrogenase (FAD) complex
Molecular function (GO): glycerol-3-phosphate dehydrogenase [NAD(P)+] activity; NAD binding; protein homodimerization activity
Source: RefSeq, a predicted model, not a curated record
AGCGGCGCGGCGGGGCGGGGCAGGGCGGCUCGCGGCUGGUGGUGCAGCGCCCGCCAUGGCUCUGGUCUCGGCGCCGCUGAGAGUCUGCAUCGUGGGCUCGGGGAACUGGGGCUCUGCUGUUGCCAAAAUAAUAGGCAAUAAUGUAAAAAAUAUGCAAAAGUUUGCUUCCACAGUGAAAAUGUGGGUCUUUGAGGAAAAUAUUAAUGGGAGAAAACUGACAGAUAUCAUAAAUAAUGAACAUGAAAAUGUAAAAUAUCUCCCUGGUUACAAGCUGCCAGAAAAUGUGAUUGCCAUUCCAAAUCUUAACGAAGCUGUGCAAGAUGCAGACUUGUUGGUCUUUGUCAUUCCUCACCAGUUUAUUCAUAAGAUCUGCGAUGAGAUCACAGGACGGGUACCAAAGAAAGCUGUUGGGAUAACACUCAUCAAGGGAAUAGACGAAGGCCCAGAGGGACUCAAACUGAUUUCUGACAUUAUUCGAGAGAAAAUGGGAAUAGACAUCAGUGUGCUGAUGGGCGCUAACAUUGCCAAUGAGGUAGCAGCAGAGAAGUUCUGUGAAACCACAAUAGGCAGUAAAAUCCUGGAGAACGGCCUUCUUUUCAAAGAACUCCUGCAGACGCCAAACUUCCGAAUAACUGUAGUAGACGAUGCAGAUACUGUUGAGCUUUGUGGCGCUCUUAAGAACAUCGUGGCAGUGGGAGCUGGGUUUUGUGAUGGCCUUCGCUGUGGUGAUAAUACCAAAGCUGCUGUUAUUCGACUUGGCCUAAUGGAGAUGAUUGCAUUUGCAAAAAUCUUUUGCAAGGGACAGGUGUCUAUUGCCACUUUCCUGGAGAGUUGUGGAGUCGCUGAUCUGAUCACAACGUGUUAUGGUGGCCGCAAUCGAAGGGUGGCUGAAGCAUUUGUUAAAACUGGGAAGUCCAUUGAAGAACUGGAGCAAGAAAUGCUAAAUGGUCAGAAAUUGCAGGGACCAGAGACUUCGGCAGAAGUAUAUCGUAUCCUGAAGCAGAAAGGAAUGGUGGAUAAGUUUCCACUGUUCACUGCCGUAUAUCAAAUCUGCUAUGAAGGGAAACCUGUCCAAGAGAUGAUAUCCUGUCUUCAGAGUCAUCCAGAGCAUAUGUAAAAUGAAUUGUGCAAUUAUACUAAUACAGCUUCCGCCUUUCAAAUUCAUAUUUGGAUUCAAGUGGAUGUAAACAUUAGGCAACCAUAUGAAUGUAUAUGAAUUUCUGUAGUUUUUUUGACACAAUUUAAAAUUGUAACGUAGUGUCGGAUUGGUGGCUGUCAUUUUACUGGCUAAAAAGCAGAUGUUUUAAGAUAUACAAUGCAAAACUUGCACUAUAUAUAUAUAAAAAUAUGUAUGCAUCUAUUUGUGUUUCUAUAGUACAAGACAUAAACAACACUUAGUAAUCUUUCAUUCUGAAAUUCCUCUCUCAUUAAAGACCCAAUCCAGUGCACACUAGAAACAAUGGAAGGAAUCCCAUUGGCUUCAAUGGGAGUUGGAUUGGGCCCUGAUAGCCCCAAUAGCGUUAGCUAUGUCUACAAACACUUGAUUUUACUUUGUAAUACACACCAAGACUUUUUACAUGUUUGCAUGCUUUUUGGCGAUAGUUACUUUAAGCAAUAUUAAUGAAAAGCUAGUUGUAGCAGUUAUUCAAGGAGGGAGUAGGGGAAUGGCAUUUUAGGUAACUGCAUUUAACAAUAUCCUAUGAUUUUUAGACAGUCUCAAAAUAUUAGACUAGUUCAAAUCAAUUUUAAAGGGUAUUUAAUCUUUUAAGUGUAACAUAUUUUAAAAGGGUACAUUACCUCCCCCUCCGUUUUUAUCCCUUUCUGCUUUCAGUUUUGUAUUUCUGCGUUUCUCUCUUUCUCUUGCUGUUCUCGAAUUCUAUUAGGAAGGACAAGCAGGAGGAUUUUACCAGCACAGACUCUAGCAUAGGGACCCUGUGGUUCAUCCAUGUGCUGUGUGAUUCCAUUUAUUUUAUUUUAGGCCCAUUCUUGUGGUAGCCACUGCCCAAAACUGUCACGCUCUUCUAGCUUAACCUUCAGCUGCAUACCACACAUAGGGGGAAUUCCCAGUACUUCAAGUUUGUGUUGUCUGUUGUCAAAUGAAUUGUACUCCAUGCAUUCAUUUCAGUGCCUACCAGUGCCUGAUGUGUCAACUGGUCUCUAUUGACUCGAUCCAACUUCUACUGAAGUAAAUUAAAAAGUUCCCAUUCUUUAAUUUGAAAGACUUCUGUGGGGAUUGGAUCAAGCCCUUUCUGACCAAUCUGCCUGAAAGCUUCUCAGAGUCCAUGCUGCCUCUCUCUGCUCCCCUUAAGGAAGGAGGGACUGAGAGAGAUUAUGGAGGAGAUUAAUUUGAGUGCUUCUGUUGCACAACUGUUGGGGUACUGCUGGAAUAUCCCUUUUCGGAACAUUUUGAGGAGAGAUGGGGGGAUGGAUGGAUCUUUCUGGCUCAUGAUUUUAUUUUAUUUAAAAGAAAAAAAUAAAUCUAGCCUUAAGGAACAGGCAUAUGGCUGGGCACAUGAAGGGACAACCCAUAGUUGAGACCUGGGGAAUAAGGUUUGUCUAGAGACUGAUAGAGGUCAGCACGGAGCUAAUAAGAGAAGUCUCUUGCUAUUUGGAAUACAUAUUCCUAAUCCCAGAGCAAGAUAGGGAUUGAUUUCUACUUGCUGUUACCAGCUGUGUUGUUUACAGGCCAAGAGCUUUGAGCAUGAAGCCUUUAUGAAGCUUUAAGAUGUCAAGGUAUAGGCCUAGGAGU